CUUUAGUGUAAAGACGUGGCAACAAGGAAAGCUAGUUUCGAUUUUUAUCGUUUGACGCAUUUUUGGGGUCAGAGUUUUGUUAAAAAUCUGAGAUGGCUGGCCAACCUCAACAGAAAGAUGCCCCUGACCAGAACUUUGAUUAUAUGUUCAAAAUUUUAAUUAUUGGAAAUAGUAGUGUUGGCAAAACUUCUUUUUUGUUCCGAUAUGCUGACGAUUCUUUCACAUCAGCAUUUGUAAGCACAGUUGGUAUUGAUUUCAAAGUGAAAACUGUAUUUCGACAAGAAAAACGAGUUAAACUGCAAAUCUGGGACACUGCUGGUCAGGAAAGAUAUAGAACAAUUACUACUGCCUAUUACCGUGGUGCCAUGGGAUUUAUUCUCAUGUAUGACGUAACAAAUGAAGAAUCGUUUAAUAGUGUUCAAGAUUGGGUUACACAAAUCAAGACUUAUUCCUGGGACAAUGCUCAAGUUGUUCUUGUGGGAAACAAAUGUGACAUGGAAGAUGAACGUGUUGUUUCAGCCGAAAGGGGGCGCCAGCUGGCAGAGCAGUUGGGUUUGGUGUUUUUUGAAACUUCUGCAAAAGAAAACGUAAAUGUUAAAGCUGUAUUUGAGCGCCUUGUGGAUAUCAUCUGUGAUAAGAUGUCCGAAAGUCUUGAUUCUGAUCCUAAUCUCGUUAAUGCUUCCAAGGGCACUCGGCUUACAGAAAACCCUGCUCCCCCAACUGCUGGAUGCCAGUGUUAAAAGUUUCAAUUCCCAAGAUGUAUUUUCUCAUUACCAUACAGUGUUCCUUCUUCUUUUUUUAAAUGUUUGAUAAAAAGGCUUGGUAGGAUUCAAUAUCUUGAGGCUGUGCGAUUCAUGAAGAUACAUGAGAAUUCAGAAUUCAUUUUUUUUUUUUUUUCUGAUUUAGAUGGAUAAAAAUAAGGUGUGUUAAACCUUUUUUUAUAUAUAAAAAAGGGGGUAUAAUUUUCAGUUAUAUUCUGUGUAUUAUGAAAAAUUCAUCUUACAGUAUAAAAAUAAUAUCUAUUUCUAUAUAUUAGAUGACAUUAAAAUUAUGCAGAAAUAUAAUUGAAUCCUUGAGACUGAACAUUGCUUGUUCAGAUCUUCAAAUGAAUGUAUUUUACUAAUGUAACUGCUUAUGGGAAAUCAGACUUAGUAGUAGAAUAUAGAAUACUUAACAUUCUUUCUCAUCAAUCAUGCUUUUCAUUCCACACUGUAUUUUAUUCAAAUAUAUUACAAUAGAAGUUGUUAUUUAGCAUGAGAGGGUGCAGAUAUAUUUCAUUUAACAUUAAAUAUUCAGUGCAUUCAUGGAAAUUAACACAUGUAUGAAUGUUACAAUGUAUUAGUGUCUUUGUCAAAAUUUUUUAGAUGUUUAAGUGUUAUGUAUAUUACAGGAUACCUUAGCAGUAAUAUUGCAAGGGGUUUUUUUUACAAAUUUUUUCAAGUGAAAAGGACUUGCUUUUAAGGAAUAAAACAGAUUAAAAGGAGCUAAUUUUGCAUUGAAAUUCUUGUCAUUUUUAAAUCAUUACUUAUAAAACAAAAUAUAUUUUUGUGAUCUGGUUUUGUUUUCACUACUUGGGUCUAAAUGAACUAUAUGAAAGUCGUAACGAAUCGGAACUCUACCAAGCCUUGAUUAUUUUAUUUUGAUUGAGAUUUUGUUGGCAAAUUUUAUAUUUAUUUUGGCGUUGAACAAAAUGUGCUAGAAUGACUUGUAACAGAAGUAGUUGAAAGUCGGAUUUUUUUCACCCUCUCAGAUGGGCAAAAUACUUAAAUUAUGAUUAUUAUUCUAGGUAAAUGUAGUAAAAUGAUUAUAUUCUCUUAUAUUGAAGCUUGAAUUGAAUUUUUUUCUCCCAUCUUGGUGUCAGGUGAUUGAUAAAUAUUCUAUUAAGACUUCAAAGACCCUAUAUCUUGAUCUAAAAUAUAAAAUAAUCAUUUUGUAGGAAGUGUAUUAUCAUUGUUUAAAUCCUUCCUUGUGUAUGAUGACAAUAGUUACUCAGACAUAUUUUUGUAAUUUUUCCCCUUAUGCCAUUACUUUUUACUAGCUGGAUAAUGAUGUUAAUAGCACUUGAAUUGAAGAUGCUCGAUAUUAAUUGAUAUUUGCUAGCUUUUUAUUCUUAAUAUUUUCUGCUUACUUUUAAAGCAGAUGCUAAGUACUGCCACUCUAAUUAAUUGCAUCUUUAUUGUAGUCUAAUUACAAAUAUGAAAUAAACUUACUUGCCAGGUGAAAUUAUGCUGAAGGAUAUAUUAACUUUCUAAAUAAAUGAUUGAUAUAAAACAUUCCAAGAGCUUGAAUGGUUAAAUGUCAGAAUAUUUGUAAUGGAACAAAAAUUAUACUUGUUUCUUGGUAUUAUUAUGAACUAACUGUUCUUUAUUUUUAACUUUUUUUAUGUGUUUGCAUAUUUGUGUAUUUAUUUAUUUUUUUUGCUGGAAAAAGAAUGCAUACUCUCAGUUAUAUACAGUAUAAGGCAAGUAAUCCUCAAUGAUGUUACUUGAUAAAGUUAUCUAUAUUAGCAAAGAGAAGCUCUGAAAUAUGCAAGGAACUAGCUUUUUUAAUUGAAGCAAGCAUUUAAAUUGCAGUCAAGGACAUAUCUUUUUUUAAUUAGAUUGUUUAUUUUCAUACUAUGUUUAAAGAAUUAGUGCAGUUGUUUCAUUAGUCUGAAAAAAACUUGCCUCUUUUGUGUAAAUAACAAUCAAAUCACUAGUUAUUGUGACUUAUUUAAACAUCUAAUUGUAUGGAUGAAUGAAAAUAAUAGGUAUUAUAAAUUGUGUCUGUGUCAGUCAUUAAAUGUAUAUAUUAAACUUCUCUAUAUGUGUGUGAAAUUUAGAAUUUAAAUGAGAAGUAAAUCUAAUGUGGAAAAAGCUUUAUUUUCCUCAUAUUUUCAUAAUUAAAUUAUUCAGCAUUCUGAUUAUAUUAUUUCUAUAGUAUAAUCAUACUGUUAUAAAGUUCCCUUGUUUUUUUGUAUUAUCAGAAAUAAGGUGAGAUGGCUUGAGAAAUGAUGUAUAGACAAACUUAAUUUUUUUAAUUGCAUUUAAAUUAGAAAUGUGUAUAGUUUUUCCAAUACACAGUGUAUUUUUAAACCGCUUUGUGUAAAAAUUCUUUUAACAAAUUUUUAUAAAAAAAUAAUAAUAAAUCAUGUAUAUUUAGACUGCUUGCAAAGUGCUUAAAAAUUUUCAAUUAUGAAAAGAUUUGUCAUAAUAGAAUAAUUAGAAAAAUACAUUUUUAUUAUGGUGCAGUGAUAUUUUCAAUUAGUAUAGGAUUUUAAUAGAAAAUAACUUUUUAUUUUAAAUUUUGUUAACGAAUUGUAAAAUUCAAAGAAAUUUCAUCCCAAUGAAAUGUAAUGCUACAUUCUUUCAAAUUGUAUUAUUUAUGGUUUUUAGUUUUAUAAAUUGACAAUUUUUUUCUCUCUCUUUUUCCUGUCUGUAUGAAUUUAAAGUUUAUUUUAAAUAAUUUUUGAAAUAUUUUAUAAAAUUUUGGUUAUAGAUAAGUGAAUGAAAGAAUAAUAGUUUUUUUUUUUCUUGGCUUGUGAGAGAAGUAAACUACCAUAUAGUUAUUAGUUGCGCUGAGAUAAAAAUGGUGCUGAAAAUUCUUUGUGUUACUUUGGAUUAGGUUAUUUUCAGUUGCUGUGUGAGGUAUUCAUUUCAAUCGAGAACGAGAGAAAUUAGGAUUUUUCUAGGCAAAUCUAGUGGAGUGAGGAUUAGCUUUUCCCAUUUUAGAUUUGAUGUAAUUGUUGUGAAUGUUGCUAGAUUUAUAAGAAGUACAUGUUAGUAUUAAAUGUGUAGAAUUGCCUAAAUUAUAAAAUUUGGCACAUUUGUUGCAUUGCCUUGAAACAUUUAUUGUAUUAUCUCAUCUCAUACUGCAAAUGCCUCAUAUAUUAUGAUGAACUAUUGUGUAAAAGUGAUAGAAAUUCACAACAAAAGCAUUUAUAUUGAAUUUUUGGAGUAGAGAAAUAAUUCUACAAAGUUAUAUAUAGUUGCAUGCAAGUGCUUUAUAAUAAUCUAAAUAAAUAUAUAUGUUCUACACAUUACUUUAUAGAUGAUAAAAAAAUGAAAUUUUACUAUGUAUUGUACAAAUAAUAUAAUUUAUUCUUGUUCACUUUUACAGUUUAUCUAUGUAUGUUAUUCAAGAGUUUCAGAUUACUUUUAAUGUUGUUGAGAUUUUUAUGAAUUUUAUUGUUUUUAUUUCUUUAUAUACUAGAUUGGGAAAAAAAUGUUUUAGAAAAUUUAUUUUUAUUUAUUUAUGUUAUUUUUUAUACAAUUUUAUCUAGUCAUAUUUCAUUAAGUUUAUAAUUCAAAAAAGGGUAAUUGCUAUUUGUGAAAGAGAUUGCUUUUGAAUAUUUUGUAUGCUAAGAUUUAUGAAAGUAUCCAAGUCUUUGUGGUUUGCAAGAUUGUUACUUAUUUAUGUAUAGAAAAAUCAUACACUCAUUUAAUAUAACCAUAUUUUUUUAUAUAUUAUUUGAACUGAGUUUUUUAACAUUUGGUUUACACAUAAAAAUCUACUUAUUAUUUGCAAUAUCUUCUUUAAUAGUUUACUAGUUUGCUGAAACGGGUUUUAUUUCUUUUUCUAGUCAAAGAUAAUAUUCAGUCAUUGCUGAAAAGUAAUACAUUAAUAAUUUUGUAUAUUUCUUUUGCGAUUGUGUUGUUCUUAUUUAAAAUUUUUGUUUUUAUUUUAGUGUUCAAAAGCACAAGUUCUGAAAUUUUUAAUGGAAACUUUAGCUAUUAUACUGUAUGCUAAGUGUAGUAGGGAGAGAUCAUAGUUACAGUGUAAACCAUCAAUAAAUUGUAAUGUAUCCUUUAGAAAAUAAAAUUUUCUUUUGUUUUUA
This is a messenger RNA of Argiope bruennichi, 4816 nucleotides long. Its product is annotated as ras-related protein Rab-3-like. Gene Ontology annotation, biological process: regulation of exocytosis; protein secretion; protein localization to plasma membrane. Gene Ontology annotation, molecular function: GTP binding; GTPase activity. NCBI's taxonomy places the organism in Eukaryota, Metazoa, Arthropoda, Arachnida, Araneae, Araneidae. The transcript has 4 exons. The record is from RefSeq and is a predicted model, not a curated record. Gene Ontology annotation, cellular component: endosome; synaptic vesicle; plasma membrane. The coding region runs from base 93 to 740 and encodes 215 amino acids.